GUAUUGUUGUGACUAUCUACUACGUAUCAUGUUGCGGCAAACGCUGCCCGCGGCGUCCGCAACGACGCAGCGCCGUGCAUCGGCUCUCUCGCCUUGCCGAUUCCGACCGAGCGUGGUGCGCCAAACUCCUUCAAGGAGGCUUCACGUAACGCAAGCAGCUGAGCAGGCAGAGCCGCAAGUGUACUAUGGCCGCUUCGGGCCCUGGACCAUCACCAAUGAGGAUCGGGCGGAGGUCAUCGGGUACCGGCUGGGUAUCAGCGCCACGGCGAUAGGCUUCCUGUUCUGCGGCGCCUACGGGCUGCUGCCCGCUGACCAGGACUCCACACGGGCCGCCAUGCAGGGCCUGUUGGACCCGGCGGUGGUGCUGGGCGCGGCGGGCCUGGGCGUGUCACUGCAGCUCAUCCACAUCUACAUCGGCGUGCUCAAGCGCACACUGCAGGCGCUGUGGGCUGUGGGCACCGUCGCGUCCCUCUACCUCAUACUCACGCAGGACGCGCCCGCUGCCACGUUCGUGUACGAGCACCCGGUGUGGAUCUGGGCCGUCGGGCCGCUGUUCGCGGCGCUCACGGGGGUGGCCUUCAAGGAGGGGCUGUGCUACAACAAAUGGGAGGCUGCCGGCCUGUUCGGUGCGCUGCCGCUGCUGGUGGGCGGUCACCUCCUGGGCUUCGUGCCCCACAACGUGGAGCAGGGGUUGCUGGCGUCGUGCUGCGUUCUUCUGGCUGUGUUUGCGGGGCGCAAGUACACGCAGGCUUUCAAGGACGACAUCGGUGACAAGAGCAUCUUCGAAAUGCAAAAGCUGCCACAAGAGCAACAACAAGAGCUACUGCGAAAGCUCAACUUCGACGACUAGCACAACUUUGACUGAACAGUGGCUUGCACAACAGGGCGGCCCUUGUCACCCUCUAGGAUGCCACGGCGAUAGCCGAUCACUUGUAAAUGCUCUUGCAA
Chlamydomonas reinhardtii is the source of this 948-nucleotide messenger RNA. RefSeq lists its product as uncharacterized. Lineage: Eukaryota; Viridiplantae; Chlorophyta; Chlorophyceae; Chlamydomonadales; Chlamydomonadaceae. Gene Ontology annotation, cellular component: chloroplast. Bases 29 to 850 code for a protein of 273 amino acids. The record is from RefSeq and is a predicted model, not a curated record. The transcript has 11 exons.